GUGUGGGGGCUGGGAGCCAGGACUCCUGGGUUCCAUAUUCAAUCCUCCCCCAGGAUUUGUAUGUCACACCGUGGGCUAGUUUCCGACGGGAUUUUUUUUUUCUUCCCCACUUUCGGCCGAGCCCCGAGGGGAGCGGAGAUGAAGCUCUGGGACGCCGUGAUCCUGAUUCGGAUCCUGCUCCUGCUCCUCCUGAUCGGCGGGUUUUUUUGGUUGUUUCCCGCCGUGAGGAUCCGACUGAGGCAGCCCCCGCAGGGGACCCCUUGCCCCAGCCCCGACCCCGGCCUCAGCCCUGGCCCCGGCGCGGUGGAGCUGCACCACGGGACCUUCACCUUCCGCUUGGAUCCCGCCGCCUUCCGGGCCGAGUUCCCCCAGCUGCAGAGCUACCGGUGCCGGGAGCUGAUCCCAGGGGACGGGGUUUGCACCGGGCCCCCGGGGCCGCCCCUGCUGCUCCUGGCCGUGAAAUCCCACCCAGCGUCCAGCGCCAGACGGGCCACCGCCCGCCGCACGUGGGCCCGGCCCGGGGUGCUGGGGGGCUACCGGGUCCGAGCCGUCUUCCUCCUGGGGGUGUCCCCCGAGCCCCGGGACAUGGCCCUGCUGGAGGAGGAGAGCCAGGAGUUCGGGGACGUGGUGCUGUGGGAUAUCGGCGAGAGCCACCACAACCUGUCGCUCAAGGAGCGCUGCUUCCUGCGCUGGGUGGGGGCGCGCUGCGGGCAGGCCGAUUUCAUCUUCAAAGGGGACGAUGACGAGUUUGUGAACCCCCCCGCCCUGGUGGCCUACCUGCGCCAGACGCCCAACGCCGCCCACGUCAUCCACGGCAACAUCCAGCGCUUUGCGGUCGUGUUCAGAGGGGGGAAAUAUCGCGUCUCCUCCGCCCUGUUCCCCCAGGACACGUACCCCGACUUCCCCGCCGGGGGCGGGUUCCUCCUGCCCAGGGCCAGCGUCCCGGCCCUGGCCGCGGCCUCCGAGCGCAUCCCCGUCUUCCCGCUGGACGACGUCUACUUGGGCUUCCUGGCGCUGGCCGCCGGGCUGCGGUUCCGGCACGACGCCCGAUUCCGGGUGUUCGGCGUGAAGGACGAGCUGUGUCUGUACGGGGAGGCCUUCGUGGUGCACGGGGUGUCGCUGGGCAGGGCGGAGGAGGUGUGGAGGGGGUUGUACACGGAGCGACGGUGCAACGGGAUGGGGCCUCUCCCCUCUUAGGGGGGCAGGGAAUGGGGCAGGGGCCUGUCCCCUCUGGGGGGCGCCAGCCACCGGGGAGUGGCUGGGUGAGUGUGAUGCUCUGUACUUUGGGGGGACCCCCAUGUUCGUCUUUGUAAAAUGAUUGUGUGGGAGCCAAUGCAGAGUUUGUCACGGCGGCCGUCUCCGGCAGGCUCAUGGUGCACGGAGCGUGGUGGUUACGGUGAUGUUAUAGAAAGGCCCUAGGUUAUAAUUUCACGUGUAUAAUGACGAGCCUGAACGUGUGUCCUCGUGGCUUGAAGCAACCCAGGCAAAAGCUCUCCGAGAGCAGAGGGGCAGUUCACACCUCAUCAGGGCGUGGAUGGGAGAAACCCAGCCCCGCCUCACGGGGACAAAGGACGCCGGCCUCGGCAGCAAGAAAAUAAUCUGUUACACUCUAGAUCAGGGGCGGGGAAACUUUUCGGCCCGAGGGCCACAUCGGGGUUCGAAACGGGUCUGGGGGGCUGGGUAGGGAAGGCUGUGCCUCCCCAAACAGCCUGGCCCCCACCCCGUAUCCGGCCCCUCCCACUUCCUGCCCCCUGACUGCCCCCCUCAAGACCCCCAACCCAUCCAACCCCCCUGCUCAUUGUCUCCUGACCGCCCACUCCAGG
Molecule: messenger RNA, 1823 nt
Organism: Mauremys mutica (yellowpond turtle)
Lineage: Eukaryota; Metazoa; Chordata; Testudines; Geoemydidae
Product: N-acetyllactosaminide beta-1,3-N-acetylglucosaminyltransferase 4-like
Exons: 2
Coding region: 61-1197 (378 amino acids)
Cellular component (GO): membrane
Molecular function (GO): protein N-acetylglucosaminyltransferase activity
Source: RefSeq, a predicted model, not a curated record